AUGCGUCGAAGAUCGACAAGCACGAAGAAAGUUUUCGAAAAUCAAAACUCUUAUAGUGAUGAUGAUGUUGAGUCCUCCUUCGGGAUGCGGCAUGUGGUCAUAUUUUUACUGUUCCUGUCGACAGUAACGUCGUAUGCUACCAGGGUCAGCAUGAGUCUUGCGAUUGUCGCCAUGACCAAACCUAACGAGCACGGCUUUCCGGUAUUCGAAUGGGAGCAAAGCAUACGAGACACAAUUCUAUCAUCAUUCUUCUGGGGCUACAUAGUGCUGCAGAUACCAGCUGGUCUACUCGCUGGCAGAUUUGGCGGGAAAAUGCUAAUCUUUGUGUCUAUGAUUAUUACUGGUGUUGUCAAUUUGUUUACACCCUUGAUGGCAACUCAGGGUGACUGGAUAGCGGUGUGCGCAUGUAGAAUUCUGAUGGGUCUUGCACAGGGUCUAUUGUAUCCAAGUAUCCAUGGUGUCAUAGGACAAUGGGCACCCUUAUCUGAGAGGAGUCGUAUGGGAACCAUUGUAUAUUCGGGUUCACAGCUAGGAACAAUCAUAGAGAUGGUGAUAGCUGGGUGGUUGUCAGAGAGCAAGUGGGGCUGGCCAUCUGUUUUCUAUGUAGCUGGUAUCACCUGCGUCGUCUUUUCUGUAUUGUGGUACAUCUUCGGAGCCUCAACUCCUGGAACCAGCCGUUGGAUAUCCAAAGAAGAAAGAAAGUUCAUUGAACUAAGUGCUGGCGCAGCUGAUAUAAAUGAACAAAAGAAAGUAUCAACACCAUGGAAAAAAAUCUGGACUUCUCUACCAUUCUGGGCGAUACUCUUGGCCCAUUGUGGACAAAGUCUUGGUUUCUGGACACUUCUCACUGAAAUGCCGUCGUAUAUGGACAAAGUACUGGGUGUCGCUAUAAAAGACAACGGCAUAUACUCCGCUCUUCCAUACUUGGCAAUGUACAUCUUGAGUUUCGUGUUCAGUUGGGUUGCAGACUUCAUGAUUAACAGGAAUAUUCUAUCUCAUGGAACUAUUAGAAAAAUCUUCAACACCAUUUCAUUCUGGGGCCCCGCAGCAGCUCUUCUAGGUCUCUGCUACAUACCAGCAGGUCAUGUACCUUUGGCAGUCGCGAUGUUGACCGUCACUGUUGGACUUAAUGGCGCUCAUUAUGUUGGAUUCUUGAUCUCCCAUAUCGAUCUAUCACCGAACUUUGCGAGUACACUAAUGGGUAUAACCAAUGGCUGUGGUAAUAUCUUCUCCAUCAUGGCGCCGCUGAGCGUCACCCUUAUUGUUCAGGAUGAGCACUCUGCAUCGGAAUGGCGAAAAGUUUUCUUCCUCUCCGUUGCGUUCUACUUCCUCAGCAAUCUCUUCUUCAUACUCUUCUACACUGGGACUGUGCAGCCAUGGAAUGAACCUAAAAUGAAGAGUUCUAUCGAGGAGGGUGUCAAAGACAAACAAAGCGAUAAGGCUGCAACUGAACUGGAGAAGAUUGAAGAUAAAAAGUUUUAA
Messenger RNA from Pieris macdunnoughi, 1482 nucleotides. The record is from the annotation of a GenBank genome assembly. Lineage: Eukaryota; Metazoa; Arthropoda; Insecta; Lepidoptera; Pieridae.